AUGCAUGUCGUAAGCAUAUGUCAUGCUCUUGAGACCUACCCUACCCGCAAAAACGGAUCCGCUACAGUGUGCAACAUCUUGCGAGCACGAGCCUUUGAAGCGCGCUUGCCGGUUGCUGCAGAGAAAGCUGGUUUGGCGGGAGCAACACUUGCAGGGGGAGCAGGAGCAGCAGGGGCAGUGAGAACAGCAUUUGCAGAGGACCGUUCAGAGGGCGUGUCAACAGGAGCAGCAGGAGCAGCAGGAGCAGCAGGAGCAGCAAGAGCAGGAGGAGCAGCAGAAAAUACAGGACAAUCUUCAGCAGCAGGAUGCUCGCGUGUGCUGUGCGUAGAGCUGGUGGGAGACAGAUUCUUGCGACGGAUGGUGCGAGUGCUGGUGGCAAUGGUAGUGAGAGAGGCAGCAGCAGGGGGAGGUGACAACCGUGCCUCCCAACUUUGGCAUAUGGUGCGGGUGCUGGUGGCGACAGCAGUGAGGGAGGCAGCUGCAGGGGGAGGUGACAACUGUCUGCUGAGGCUGGCAGCGACAGGGGAGAGGCGGUCCACAGCCCCUCCUGCCCCUGCUGCUGGGCUGUGCCUCGUGGAUGUGGGCUACACUGAUGCUUUACCAACUCCGCUAUAA
Messenger RNA from Closterium sp. NIES-65, 615 nucleotides. NCBI's taxonomy places the organism in Eukaryota, Viridiplantae, Streptophyta, Zygnematophyceae, Desmidiales, Closteriaceae. The record is from the annotation of a GenBank genome assembly.